GCUCGUUGUGGUGGAGGGGGGGAGGGCGCCUCCGGAAGUGACGUCGCGCGCAGGGCGUCGCCAUGGCCACGUGAGGAGGUGGAGGAGAUGGAGCGGCGGGGUUUGUAGCGUAGAGCGAUUGGCAGUGCGGGGCCCCCGUGCAGCAACAACAACAGCAGCAGCGGCGGCGGCGGCGGCAGCGGCGGCGGCAGCAGCGGGGGAAGCAGCAGCAGCACUAGGUGGAGCACCCGCGCUUGGCAGCGCGGCGGGCAAGCGUGAGCGACGUCGUAAGGGAACGGUUUCUGCUGCUGCACCGAGAAUGAUGAGGUUACGAGGUGUGGUGCGUCUGGCCAUGGUCACCACCACCGUGCUGCUCAUGUGGUACAUGGCCACACAGCUCUUGGACAUCCGGCUGGAAGCCAGCUUUCGCAGAGAUCAAGUGACAUCGCAGUCAACAAAUGGCACAGCGCCCCGACCCGUUCGCUUCAAGUGCGGCCUCACCGAGCCCUGCCCCGACAAGCACUUCUCCUUCCGGGUCGUCAGCGGCUCGGCCAGCAUCGUCGGGCCCAAGAUCUGCUUCGAGGACGUCGUACUGAUGAGCAGCAUAAAAAAUAACGUGGGGAGAGGCCUCAACUUUGCUGUGGUUAAUGGUGUGACGGGAGCCCUCCUCGACGUGCGGACGUUCGACAUGUGGGCGGGCGACGUGGAGGAGCUCCUCAAGUUUCUGAGGACCAUCCAGCGUGGCUCUAUUGUGCUGGUGGCCACCUUCGAUGAUGGGGCCACAAAGCUCAGCGUGGAGGCCCGUCAGCUGCUGUCCCAUCUGGGCAGCACGGCAGUGAACAGCCUCGCGUUCCGGGACAGCUGGGUGUUUGUCGGGGCUCAGGGAAUCUACGCCAAGAGCCCAUUUGAGCUGCAUGUGAGGAACAACCAGGACACAAACAAGUACGAAGGCUGGCCCGAAGCCCUGGAGCUUGAGGGCUGUGUUCCCGUGAAGGAGAACUGAAAGGAGGAGGCCUACUGUGAAGGUCACGUGAUGAGGAACCACCGUGAAGGAAAUGGCAGUUCUCAAGCCACAGAGAGAGGGGGGCGGGGGGGGGGACCCUUGGCUGGUGAGAGAUUCUCACGGCCAGUCCAGCUGAUGCCACUGCACCUCUCCGCUGCUCACUUCUGCCACAUCCCAUAGCUGCUGAAACCAACACCCAAGCAGCAGAGCCAGCUCCUGUAAUACCCCCCACCCCACCACCACCUCCAGGGCUGUAGAGAGAUGGGUGGUGGGAUGGGGGGGGGGCUUCAGGGCUUCCCCUUGACCGCAGAGCUGUGGACACCACUCCAAUGCCGGUCUCAGCGACCUGCCCUCCUCCCCCACACGUCCCCUCCACCGUAACCUCCUCUUUCUGAAUGUAACCCCCCGUCUCUUUUCUGCCACGUUCCUGCCACGUUCUUGCCACGUUCUUUUCGAAACGUCCACGUUGCGAACGUUCUGCCAGGAUAUUCCUAGAAUUCUCCAUGUGCAAUUAUACACGUACGGUAAAUAUCUUUAAGCCCGGUUUUCUAGAUGUUUAUAGCAACGUCCACAUUAAUCCUGUCUAUCUCUGAUAGGGCAUCUUCUCUGUUUUUUUUAAAGUAGGAGUUUAUAUCGUUGGUGAAAAUCAAAGCGGUUUACGUAUUCCAUUAAAACCCAACUCGUAUAGUGCAAUACUUAGCUUGAGCUCCUCACACCUCUUAUGUAACCGACUGAAAUCCACAAAGUCCUCUACUACCUCCACGCUCUCUCUUCCUGCUGACAACCUGAGAUGAAGGUGCUGCAAGGGCCCCCUUUCUCAGCAGCAUCACUGCCAACAACGUAGUUGCGGGAAGCUCACUCCAAGACCCCCGUCUCUAGAGCCCUUGAGCAGCUCCAAAGUCCCAGCCGAGGUCCUCGCGACCAAACCUCCCAAAUUUGCAUUAUCUACACGCUCCAAGUCUCCCAGCUAUCCGUCUGAGCCACUGCGCUCUCCAUGAUGUCUUCACGGCGACCUUGUCCGUGGUUCGGUGAACACGCGGGUGACCGGUGAAAACGGACGCCUGUUGACGCCGGCUUUUAGUGCAAGUCACUCGGUCGGUCUCUCCUCGAUGGCACACACGAGUUCUUAAGCCGCUCUGCUCAACUUAUCUUAAAUGCCCUAACAUCGAUAUCCCCCGUUCUCUAUCUACCAACGGAUCCAUGCUUGCUUAAAGUCUACAACAACAAAAAUCCAAAGAUCCUUGCGAUAUUCCCCGAAUUUCAUUGCUAUCUGCCUGAAAGUGAACGUCAAGAUUGAUACAGCACAAUCUUAUUUGUAUUAUGAAUAUGAUGCUCUUUCACUCAGGACAGUCUCACUAAUCAAUAAUCUUUUCAGGGGCCAUGCUUGUAUGUGCAAACUCUAUCCAUUUAUUUUCAGGUUAUUUUUCAGCAUUGGUAUGUUUGGUCAAUACCAGUUACAUUGCGUGGCCUUUCAGCCAUGAGAACCAGAAGGAAACCCUUGCAGCGCAGGAGAAGAACAUACAAACGUCACACAAAGGCAUCCAAGUCGGUCGUUGAACCCAGGUCCGAGUUGCCGUGAGGCGCGAGUAUUGCCACUGCGUUGCCACCCCUGCCCCACGCUGUUUCUCAAUCGUACUUGCAUAUAUAUUUAUACCGCAAAGCUCUGCUAAACACCUUCCUCGGAAUGCCGAAUGAACCUACCUCUAGAGGUAUCGCACUUCUCUCUCCCUUUGUCCACGUGGUUUAAAGCCAUUGGCGGCCGCUGACGGGAUCGGUUCCUAUGCGAAGGGCGAGCCGCUCUAUUCUCCGCCCUGCCCGCUCCUUCGUGUGGACGUUGUGUAGCGAUGGGGCGCACGCCCACGCUGCUUUCCUGGAUGUCUCGUUUGCCUCCUGUUGGCUUAAUGGUUGUGCGAGCUGCGCCGCACAGUGUUAUUUUGCUUUCUGUGGCGAUUAUUUAUUGCAAAGGAUUUCUCGCUGCCUCGGCAUCAGCUUUGACACAGAGGCCCGCCACCACGCGUGACCGCACAAAGGGAACCGGCGUCUCCAUUGCCGUAAGGUGCCCCGAUUGGCUCGGCGGGACCGCAGUGGCCAUGUCUGAGCCGCAGAGCCGACACCACGGAGGGUCUUGGUACGAACACGGCGUUCGACGGCCGCUGAUGGCGCUGGGCUUUCGAGUGUCGCGUGUCGACGGUCUCGACCCAUUCGCCGCAGACAACCGAGAAGCCCUUCGCGUUGUUAAACUUGGCAUGUCUCGCAAUGCCACGCGGGGAAUACACGUUUCGGUUUGGUUGUCAUGGAAUGGGCAAUAUUUAUAGACCGCAUAAGGGGAGUGCCCUCGUGUUGAGCGAGGGAUAUUGGUUUGACUCCAGAAGUGUUGCACCGUUCUCUUGGGUGCGCUGGAAAGUGAUUUCAUCGCAUGGCAUGAGACUGAUGGCACUUGGAAUGUAGCUGAGAAGAAAGAUGAAACAAAACUGCGUAAGAUUUUUUUUGUAUUUCCGCUCCAUGAGCAGCAGCAGCACAUGCUCGCGCCCACGUGGGUAGGCCUCUGUGUAGCUGUGCCAGGGCAGCAAAUAAUGUAGCAUCAUUUGUGUUGUCCGUCUCCUUCCAAAGCGCUUUGGUUGGAAAUGUAGAAAUGGUUGGAAGGGCCACGCACACUGCCCUCAUCGCAGCCUUUAGUGGUUGUGCAAGAACGCACUUUCGGUACAAACUCAACCCAUAGUUCCUUGCCAUGAGACAGUCGGUGAGGUUUAAGGCCCCGUGUGAAAUUGUGCCUUUUACUAAACACGUCGGUAUAGGAAUAGGUGCAUAGGUGCAUCUCAAAACGCAAACAAGUAUUGUUUUAGUUGCUCUCCUUGGCUGUGUGGUACCAUGGGAUGAGAUGAAGCCUAGUUGAGCAAAAUUAUUUUACUUCCUAGCCAUGUGACUUUUCACCGCUGCAGCGCCCUCUGCUCGCUAGGUGGUGGCCCCGUAAGCUCCCUCCGUGACCUCCUGCCGUGACCCUGGCGUCACGGCACCCAGUGCGUGUUGCAGGGAUCCGCUCCAGUUCAGUCGGUGCAGCACUCCCCCUACCUGUAGCUGCAAACCCAGGGUGAGAGGUGAUUCAGUAGCUUUUAUUUACAGAUGCGGAUUUCCAACUCCAGCAUCGCCACGUAUCGAUAUUCUUUUGACGCUCGUUUAUAUUGGGUAGCAUCUUUUAAAGUACGAAAGGUCAAAUCACGGCAGUUACGAAUUAAGUGUACUAAAAAAAAGUGCAAUAUGCUGACGCUGAUGAAAGUAAAUUAGUUGAUUUUGUGAAGGUUGCCUGUCGUGGAAGUCUCGAAGUGCACAGCGAGGAUGCUGCUUAAACGCGCGCGAGCCUUGGGCUGACGGCAUUGUAAAUGGUGCUUUGUUUUUAACUUCAUUCAUGCCACUUUCCCCGCACAGUGCUGCAUAAGUGUGUGAAUUUACGUACGAUAUUUUUUAUUUAGAAUAUUAAAACAAUACACUACGCUCUCGGGUGACACUGGUUAAAUCGCCUAGCACCACAAUUGGAACUUUCGGAUCUCAGUCACGGGUCGUCAAAAUCGACCAUCCUUCAGGAGAGGGAAAAAAUGCGUACUUACUUAGGUUUGCAUUGCUCAUCUUGUGGAGAGCCUCUCUGCUGCCAUGGGAAUGUGGAUUUUGUUGGCGCUGGCUCGUGCUCGUGAUGAAGAAGACCUUUUGAGCAUUGGAAAAUAACUUUUUUCUUUGAUCUAUAAAAUAACUUUCACGUUAAAUAUGACAAUCUUCAUUUGAAGUUUUCGUGACUGUAGGAAUCCAUACUCUUUGGUUCUUUCGGUAAAGUCGACGUAGGUAGAAAAUUAAUAAUAGAUCACGACGUUUCACGCAAGCGACCGUCGCUUGUGUUGCGAUCUAUUAAUUAAAUAUCACAGGCUAAAAUUCCAUUGAAAAGUUAAACGUGUUACUUUCAAAUGCAUUUUUUUACAAUAAGUCAAUCUAAAAAGAUGUCCCCUUGCAUAAGUGAGCAAUGUGGUUCUCCGUAAUGCCCAUAGGUGACUUAGCCGGAAAUUCCACUUUUCAUGAUGGCAACGGUUUAUCCAUAUGAUGACCGCAUGAUUUCUAUACAAUGCGGAAAGAUGAUGUCCAGAGUUGACUAAUGGAAAAUGAUGGUUGGUUCGGCAACAUCCAAUGCUUCAAGAGCAUUUUCAGAGAACGCAGUUGACCACCACACACCUAGGCUUCACAUUUGUUCGUGCUGGUGGAGUUCGUGUGAUUGUGGUAAAUAUUAAUCGAGUAACAAUCCCUGCCAACAGCAUCAUCAUCGCCAAUGUGAGGCACUGAUGAAAGAAAACUCGUAUAUUUGGGGAACACGUUUCUUUCCACCCUCUCAUCGCACCCUGGGCAGCCUUCCCCCUUACUCUGGGUUGCGAUGGCCUCAUCUCGUGUUGAUUCUGUGGAUCAAAUUCCCCACUAGGGGGGCUCUCGACAACUCCCGUCACUUGGCAAAAACUCGUAACACUCCGAUCACAUUUUAUGCCCUCUCUACGAUCAAAUAAUAAGUCCUUUUUAUUUUUCUUCUUUGGUUCUUUCGGUAAAGUCACGUAUCAAUUUAUUAUUUUAUUCUCAUUCUACGUAACUUUACCGAAAGAACCAAAGAAGUUUACCGAAAGAACCAAAGAAGAUGAAUCAUUGCAGUCACGAAAGCUUUAAAUCGAAAUUAAAUCCUUUUUAUUUUCUUCAAGUUUUGCACACCGUCACGGCCUGAGUAGAUGAAUCAUGUUCGAUAAGACUUGUGCAAGACAUUUGUACUCGGUGAGGCUUAUCAUAUUACCCUGGGAACUCUUGGACAUGAGAUAUUCCAUUCAGAUAAAAUAGUUUAAUGAAUACAAUUAAAAGCAUGUACUCCGUGGGUAAGAACAUAGCCCACACAGAAAUACCGCAGGGUGCUUCUCAUCGGAAAGCCCUCCAGUUAUACACAAAUUCAAACGCGGGUACACAGCAGCCCUGUAUGGUUUAAUUAACAACUUUAUUGAUACUCUACCAUACUCAUUUAAAGAGGUGAUCGGGUGGCUCACGGGCCGAGUUGACCCUACCACACACAACCUGCCGAUCGACUCGCUGUAGCGAACCAAAUUCUACUGCUGCGUUGAGGGGCGGCAGGGGCCAUUUAAGAAACUUGAACUGAUGUUUGCGGCAAAUCGACAACCGGUUUAUUUCUAUCGUUUAUUCGCCAUGUGGUUACCGCUAAUGGACACAAAUUGAGUUUAACAAUCCUGAUGUAUACUAUAGACACGGUACACCAGAGGUACAACGCAAAUCUGCCGAUGAAUGAAAAAUAAUGUUAUCAAUCAGCUGCUGCCUGUGUAAUGUGUGCGAUGUGUAUCCCUUUAAUUAUAUUUAUAUUUGACUGUAAGAUCAGUUUAUAAACAAGUGUUUGUAUUUCAUACAGGUACGCAGUGACCUUAAUUGUCUAGCAUUUACCGAAUUGGCUUUUAAACAUAAUUGUUCAAUUUAUACUACGUAAAUAGUCAUGUAAUUUGCACAUUGCCGUUUGAGUGCUGUGUUGUACGUUUAAAGGUCGUGUUUGUUUUCGCAAGUAAAGGUAAUUUCAGCA
Messenger RNA from Petromyzon marinus (sea lamprey), 6575 nucleotides. Its product is annotated as protein FAM3C-like. The record is from RefSeq and is a predicted model, not a curated record. Lineage: Eukaryota; Metazoa; Chordata; Hyperoartia; Petromyzontiformes; Petromyzontidae.